Acanthoscelides obtectus is the source of this 1326-nucleotide messenger RNA. NCBI's taxonomy places the organism in Eukaryota, Metazoa, Arthropoda, Insecta, Coleoptera, Chrysomelidae. The record is from the annotation of a GenBank genome assembly.
AUGUCAUUUUCAAGGAGGCUGACAAAAACACCAACUGCUGGUGUCGUAACACCUCUUUGUGAAUCUGGUGCUUGGGAAACCGUUCAAUCGAGGAAGUCGUCGCCUGACAUCAACCAACUUGAGAUGAGCUUAAUACGAGUAUUAAAAACAGGCAGUGGAAAUAAUGAAAAGCUCGUAUCAAGCGUGUUAACAGAUGAGAUUCCCGAUUAUACUAGAACAAGAACAAGUUCACUAAGCCAAAAGUCUGCAUCACCUCUUUGUGAAUCUGGUACUUGCGAAACCGUUCAAUUGAGGAAGUCGUCGCCUGACAUCAACCAACUUGAGAUGAGCUUAAUACGAGUAUUAAAAACAGGCAGUGGAAAUAAUGAAAAGCUUGAUUCAAGUUCGAGAAGAUCAAUGGCAGAUUCAAGCAUACAUGAUCUUCGUGGAGUGAAGAACCUACUUAAAACACCCAAAGUUUCAAAAUCUCCCGAGAACGAUUUGUCGGACGUUCGUGGAGUAAAGAAACUGUUUCAAACUCCUAGAGUACAAAAGUCUCCCAAGAAUGAUCUGUCGAACAUUGGUGGAGUGAAGAAGUUACUCAAAACACCCAAGGUCCCAAAAUCCCCCAAGAACGAUCUUUCGAACAUUGGUGGAGUGAAGAAGUUACUCAAAACACCCAAACUCCCAAAAUCUCCCAAGAACGAUCUGUCCGACAUUCGUGGGGUAAAGAAACUGCUUCGAACGCCCAAAGUACGAAAAUCUCCCAAGAAUGAUCUUAGCAACAUCGUCCCGUUGAAAAUGUUAAUGUCUACUCCAAAACCGCAAAAAGAACAUAUUAACGAUUUAUCUAACGUGUCUGGGGUUAAAGACCUGUUCAUUGAAAAACAAGAAGAACUAUUUGAUUCUGUGUUCAACAAGAAACCGGUACAGAAAACACGAGGUAAGAAAAGGAAAGUUGCAGAACCAGCCAAAGUAGAAGUCGAUCAAAACAAAGUAGUGAAGACAGCUGGCAGGCCAAGAAGACACUUGAAAACCAAAAUUGAAGAAAGUGUUACUUCAAGCGCGAGCAAAACGAAUGUAGAUGAAUCAGUGAAACCAAUCAGCAGAUCCAAGCGAAAUGAGAAGGCUGAAAAUGGAGAAAGUAUUAAGAACAUUAACAAAAGGACCGAAUCUGAAACUGCCAGCAGAUCAGGAGAUAACAAAGAAAAGGAGAUCGAGAAAAAUGACUCUGAAGAUAAACCUAUGAGAAUUACAAGAGGUAAAAAAAAAGUUGUUAACCCUAGCCUUAACGACGAAACCACAAGCAGAAGACCGAAAAAAGAUCAAACUGUGAUCAAUCUGUGA